Myxozyma melibiosi is the source of this 2875-nucleotide messenger RNA. Its product is annotated as Bestrophin, RFP-TM, chloride channel-domain-containing protein. The record is from RefSeq and is a predicted model, not a curated record. NCBI's taxonomy places the organism in Eukaryota, Fungi, Ascomycota, Lipomycetes, Lipomycetales, Lipomycetaceae. Bases 103 to 2766 code for a protein of 887 amino acids. Gene Ontology annotation, molecular function: chloride channel activity. The transcript is spliced from 2 exons.
AAAUCCCACCUGCUGAGAUCCGCAACCAGCGCGGCUCGUGACAAAUAUCGACCCAAAUCAUCUGCGUCUGAACUCCACAACAGCUACUAGUACCCCAGCACAAUGGACUGGUCUCUCUUCCGGCCGAGGACGAGGUCCUUGUCGAUGAUAAGCACACAAUCGUCUGCCGUCUCAGCUGCAGGCGUGUACGCAGAGCCGCCGCGUCGGGGAAGCAUACUUUUCGAGGACCACAACAACCCAGGGGAAAAUGAAGCUGAAGCCGAGCCGGCGGACGAAACGGACGUGAAUCGUUCGAGCUCAGGCUUUUUCGGCCGACCGCACGAUCCCGAUCGGAGUAGAAAACAAAGGGCUUCCCGCAAUAACCACCACAAGCACAACGUCUCAAUGAACUCAGCUUCCUCCGCAACUUCUCGAGGCACAGACUCCAAGGACAUGUGGGACGACAAAUCCUCGCACGCUCCGACAGCAAAGACCACGUCCCCAGAAUCGAGUGAAUCAGCAGAAGCAGAGACUCCUACCAAGCGCAAGAGAAUGAACAGACUCAACAGCCGAAGGAUAAAAUCCGGAUUCAAGAAGCUUCUUCUCGAAGACGAAAUCAACGAGUUCCUCAACUCAAAGGUUCACGAUGACCCCUUUGCGCGUUCCUCUUUACCUUACGCUCUCCGCUUCCGCGGUGGUAUUUUCUGGAGCUUGGUUCCCCAGAUGUGCAUCGUGACCGGAUGGGCGACCUUGAUUGUCUGCAUCUCGAUCCUGAAACACAGCCUGGGAAUCGCGUCGGUACUCAUCACCAUGCUCGGUUUCGUCACCGGUCUCGCCCUGUCUUUCCGCGUCAACACAGCCUACGAACGAUAUAACGAAGGACGAAAGUACUGGGCACAGCUUACAAUGACUGUUCGCAACUUCUCGCGUUUCGUGUGGAUCCAGGUACCCCUGCGUAAGGGGCACGAAGAGUCUGAUUUCCUGAUGAAGGUCGUCGCAUUAAAGCUCAUGGUGGCCUUCUCUAUCGCGCUCAAGCAUCACCUCCGAGAAGAGUUGGGCACUGAUUACGAUGAUCUACGUCCUUUCGUCGAUUAUCUCCCUACCUAUGCUCAAAAGCGUGCCACGGUGGCUACACUCGAGAAGGUCCACAAUGAGCAGGAAAGAAAGUCAAAGGAUAUGGACGCGGAGAAAUUCGCGACAGAGGCGGAGGUUCAGCGGUCAUUUGCUGCUGCUUCUGAAAGUAACGCUUCACCGACUGAUCCAGUUAUGCCAUCUAUCCGUCGGACAAUGUCGGUAUCCUCCGCAUUCAACAACUUCCGUCGCAGUGCGAUGGGACGACACGCUGAGAGCGGAGACGAGGCCCACAAUAUGUUUGGCCGCGGCCUGCAUCAAUGGUUACCGGAGCAUCCUAAGAUUUCCGAAUAUCUCGUUGAUCGCGAUGACCGCAUCUCCCGCGCUACCGUCGUCCAUGGAAAUCUUCCGCUCGAGAUCUUGAACUUUCUGGCACUCUACUGCAGGGAGUUACAGCACGAGCAGGGUGCUCUUGUUGGCCCGGAAGGUACAUUCUUUUUCACAUUUUACAACACUCUUUCGGAAAUCAUGACUGGCACUGAGAGAAUUCUGCGUACACCGCUACCGCUGGCUUACAACAUUCUCUGUAACCAGCUCGCCUGGAUCUUCGUCCUGAUCCUGCCCUUCCAGCUCGUCAGUGUACUCGAGUGGGUAGCUAUCCCCGCAACCGUUGUGGCCGGAUACGUUAUUCUCGGAUUAGCAGCGAUCGGACUCGAGAUUGAGAAUCCCUUUGGAUUUGAUGCCAACGACUUGGACCUGGAUCGGUACUGCCAGAAUAUCAGUGUCGAGGUGGCGAUGAUGAUGUCGAAUGUGCCGUACUCCAAGCCUACAGAGUGGAUGCACGACAGUCAGAAUCGGCCGCUUGCUCCGGUGUUCAACGGCAGCUUUGAUACGUGUUUGAAUUCACUCGAGCUCGAAGACAUGCAGAGAAUUCUCCAGCAGACGAUUGAAGAUCCAUCAGUUCGUUUCCAUCUCAAGAAGAAGGGGCAUAGCCGGCCGCGACGCAGCACCGACUCGGACCGUUCGCAGAAGAGCAACAAGAGCGCAAAGAAGGACAAGCUGCGCUCCCCGAGCACGGACUCGCCCGUGGCGAAUGGCGACGCUCAUCAUCAGGCUCCGGCGCCUGUGGCGAGUAAGAAGCAGACGGCAACGGUGGCGGCCCGCCAGUUGAAGAAAGGACAGUGGAAACAGAGCGUGAUUCUUGAAGAAGAAGUCGAUGAGGCUGAUGCGGCGCCUUCAACACCGUUAUCUGCGGGUCCUGUGGUGAAGGAUGUACCCCGCCGACCGAGUGCUUUGAGGGUAAACACCGGGGGUUCAGCGAUCCCGAGUGAACUGAGAACUCCGCCGACGAUCGUCCAUACUCCUGUUGAUUCAGCUGCUCCGGACUACGACGUUGAAAUUGACGACGAUAGCGACGAUGCCGAAGCGGAGGAAGAUCCUUUGCGGAAAGCCGAGAAGAAUCUACCCAGACUGGCGACGUCUGUGAUGGAGAACGAAGUCAACGAGCUAGUUCCGACGUCCUCGAACGCGUCCCGGGGUAGUCGCUCGAGCGCUCAGAGCUCUAACACGAAUGCGCCUAGGGAGAGACUGACUGUUCCUGGGCAAGAGGAGGAAGCGGAGGAGGAUGAUGUUCUUGAAGUUGUCGAGGAGCCGCGGGCGUAUGACUUGGAUGACGAGGAGGACGCGCAGAAGAUUUUCAAGGAGCUGAAGCCUUGAAUAUGUGUGCCAUCUGAACACAAUAUCUGACAACGAAUAUAUAAAUAACAACUAUUAGUAUUUACGAUAUAUAUCUACAGCAAUAGAUCAAUAAACUAGUUACAACAAC